Messenger RNA from Hepatospora eriocheir, 585 nucleotides. Lineage: Eukaryota; Fungi; Microsporidia; Hepatosporidae. The record is from the annotation of a GenBank genome assembly.
AUGUUUUUUAAUUUGAUUAGUUGUGUAAUUUUAUUAUCUGAUCAAAAUGAUUAUGAUAAUUCUAGUUUCAAUAAGAAGAUUUGUUUAUCUAAUAAAAGUUUAAUUAAAAAGUAUAAAUUAACUAUAAAAAGUGUCUUUGAUGAUUAUUUUGAAAAAGAGAUAUGUUGUUGUUUAGAUAUUAUCGAUGAGUUAUGUGAAAAUAACUCUUCAUAUUACAAAUCAGAAUUAGAUUCUUAUUUAAGAUAUUACUUUAAAGAGUUUCUUAUUCUACCUGUAUACAGAGAAAUAGAUAAAAAUUUUAAUUUUUUUACAAAUGUAAUAUACUUUGAAAAAAUUCAUAGAAAAUUUGAUUUAAUUUUUAAAGACAUGGAAGAAAUUUUUUUAAUUGAAUUUUUACUUUACGUUUCAUUAAUUAAACAUGAAGAUUUUGAUCAUUUAAACAAUGAAAGUUUAAAUAUUUUAAUUGAUCUCAUCAUUAAUAAAAGUAAAAAUAAUUUUUAUUUAUAUAAAUAUGAAUUUUUACAUAAAAUAAAAGAACAUAUCAACAUUCUACAAAAUGAUCAUUUAAAAACAAUUUCAGAAUAA